Leptomonas pyrrhocoris is the source of this 1335-nucleotide messenger RNA. RefSeq names its product putative mitochondrial mitochondrial glycoprotein-like protein. Bases 124 to 1335 code for a protein of 403 amino acids. Gene Ontology annotation, cellular component: mitochondrial matrix. The record is from RefSeq and is a predicted model, not a curated record. The transcript has a single exon. NCBI's taxonomy places the organism in Eukaryota, Euglenozoa, Kinetoplastea, Trypanosomatida, Trypanosomatidae.
AGUGCUUUGUUUCUUCGUUUGCUUGUUCGGCCCUCUCUUUCCCCUCGCACACACGCACUUGAAUUGCGCGCUUCCUACUCUCUUCGUCGAGGUCGUGGCAGACAAACGUCAAGGACGAGAGAGAUGCAGCGGUCUCUUCUGCACUCCGUCCCCGCAGCGGGUGCGUACGCGGUAGCAACAGCAGCAGCAGCAGCGGCAGCUGCGGCGGUUCUUGUCGUCGGCCGCUCAUCGCCUGCGCUGCGCGCACCGUCCACCACACUACGCGGCCGACCAGCCGGCACGCCGGCACGCACGUCACCUACCUCUCUUUACCGCAAGCGGGCCCUCCUUGUUCAACAGAGAAGUUACGCCACAGGGACGAGUGCAGACGGCGUCAACACGAGCACCGCCGCUGGUGCUGAUGCCGGCGCCAUCGCGCACGCGCACGCGCACAUACCAUCCCUACGCAACGCCCUCCCGCCCAGCGCUGUUGAGCUGCCGGAGGAGUCGUUUCUCAAGUGUAUCGAGAAGGAGAUGAUGGAUGAGCAGUACCGCCUGGACAAGGAAGAGGGGCCGCCGCUGGUGCCGGCAGGUUGGACGAUGCAUCACACGGAGGGCACGAGUUUUCUCUACGGCCGUCGUGUGUGGGUGCCACCGCCAUCUGCUUCUGCUGCUGCUGGUGGUGCCCCUGCGCCGAACGCAUCGAAGGAUGGUCAUGAGAGUUCUACGGCGAAUGCAGAGCAGCAGCGCGCCGAGGACGGCGGAGGAGAUCCCGCACAGCAGCAGCAACAGCAGCAGCGAUGGACGCCGAUUCCGCGAGCGGCCGAGAAGCACUUUCUGCGUCUGCAGCUCACGACGCGUGAUGCCUCGUUGGAUCCGGAGUGCGACGUGCGGGGAGAGCACUUUCCAUUCUCCUUCUUUGUGCAACGCGUGCGAGCCGAGGGCGAUGAUGGGGCGGAGAGCAGCAACAGCAGUGGCGGUGCGCACAUUGACUUGGACAGCGACGCCUUCGAGGAACACACGUUUUUCCACGACAGCAUUGAAGUUCGGUGCGACGUCGUGGAUGGGGAACUGGUGGUCGACAACGUCGUGUUUCACGGCGCGCCGGCUGCUGCUGCUGCUACUACUGCGGAUGCUGCUGCGGCGGGGCCGCAUUACACGAACCCAUUCGGUGGGUAUCCCGGCCCGAGCCUCGAUGAGACGGAAGAGGAGGUGUUGGACGGCAUCCAGAGCUGGUUGGCGGAGCGCGGCGUGGAUGAUCAACUGGGCGAGUUUGUCGGCCAGUACGCCAUUUGGAUUGAGCAGGCGGAGUACGAGCAUUGGCUGCAGCAGCUGCGCGACUACGUUGCCGCGUAG